Metschnikowia bicuspidata var. bicuspidata NRRL YB-4993 is the source of this 1005-nucleotide messenger RNA. RefSeq lists its product as uncharacterized. Gene Ontology annotation, biological process: transport. NCBI's taxonomy places the organism in Eukaryota, Fungi, Ascomycota, Pichiomycetes, Serinales, Metschnikowiaceae. The transcript has a single exon. Gene Ontology annotation, molecular function: transmembrane transporter activity. Bases 1 to 1005 code for a protein of 334 amino acids. The record is from RefSeq and is a predicted model, not a curated record.
AUGUCUCGGCCCCAGAAUGCCAGUAUACCGGCCAUCACCGGAAACAUCGAUGAGCUGGUGGCGAUCCGGGUCUUCCCGGCGUCUAUCUCGCCGUACCGCCUGACCAUUAUCGCCUACGGCACGUCGUUUGUGGCCACGGUGAUUGGGUUCCCAUUUGACACCGUCAAGACGCGGAUGCAGCUGUACAAGAAGUUCACCUCGAUGUUCGACUGUGUCCGUCAAUCAUACAUGCAAGAUGGCGUCCGGGGCUUCUACAGGGGCAUCUGGGCGCCGCUCUUUCUGACCGCGUUUGUGCGCUCGGUCAGCGUGUCCAUUUUCACGGGCGCCAAGCCGCUCUGCUACGAUCUUUUGUACGGCUGGAACGGCGCCGCGGAAAUGGCGCAGAAACACCCGUUUGUGCUGAAUUUCCCGGUGUGCUUCUUUGCCGGGGCCGCUGCAGGAGUGGGCACGUCUCUCCUCUCGUGCCCCUUCGAGUUCACCAAAGUGUACUCGCAGAUUGCGUCGUUGGCACAGAAAUCGGCACCCUCGGCCAAGCCGGCCGCCUACGUCAAGCACUCUACGCUCGACACUGUGAGGGCCAUCUGCCGGCAGAACGGGCCUUUGGGUUUAUACUCCGGAUACCGGUACCAGGUGAUUAGGGACGCCAGUGGAUCGGGCAUCUACUUCGCUACAUACGAGGCCUUCAAAUGGACCUGCAAUGCGCUCAUCAACGGCACGCCGUCCGCGGCGUCGCCGGUGUCCAUCUUGCUUGCGGGCGGCAUGUCGGGGGUCACGUGCUGGGCCAUCAUCUUCCCGUUUGACACGCUCAAGUCGCUCAUCCAGAAGGACAUUGUCACCAACACUUUGCGCAAGGAACAGGGCCUCGAGCCCUACCCGGCAAGGACUCGCAAGUUGGAAAUCACCAAGCGCAUGUACCGGGGCUUGAGCGUGUCUAUGACUCGCACGUUCUUGGUCAACAUGGUGUUCUUCGGCACCUUUGAGUUUUCCAUGAAACACUUCAUCUAG